Scutellospora calospora is the source of this 163-nucleotide messenger RNA. The record is from the annotation of a GenBank genome assembly. NCBI's taxonomy places the organism in Eukaryota, Fungi, Glomeromycota, Glomeromycetes, Diversisporales, Gigasporaceae.
UCAACUAAUAACACAUCUGAUCCACAGGAAAUGAAUCACCGUCUGGAAACAAUUGAAGCAUCUAUGGAUCAAAUCCAAGAAUGCCAACUUUACAUAAAUCAAGAACUUGAUUAUCUUGAAAAAGUUUUAGAAUCCUUUGAAGAUGAAUUAGCCGUAGCACGAG